Molecule: messenger RNA, 2291 nt
Organism: Anolis carolinensis (green anole)
Lineage: Eukaryota; Metazoa; Chordata; Lepidosauria; Squamata; Anolidae
Product: arylacetamide deacetylase-like 3
Exons: 2
Coding region: 1210-2061 (283 amino acids)
Molecular function (GO): lipase activity
Source: RefSeq, a predicted model, not a curated record
AUGGAUAUUUCCUACGGAAUCCUAGGAUUUGCAGUUUGUUGUCGAAUCAGAGUCCUCGGUUUUGGAAUCGCCCAGUUGGAUGGGGUUAAAAUAAGGGGGCAUGUUGUACCAAAUCCAGACCCAUUUCUGGGAUCAUAUUGCUCUCUCUUGACAUUCUCUUCAGAGGGAGCCUUUCUUCCCAAAGUCAAAAUGUGCUGGUUGGAAAAUUCUAGAGGGAUCUGUGACUUCUCUGAGACCAUGAGAUCACUACGACACCAUGGCUUGGUCCGACGGGAUCCUGGGAUGGGCAGUUUGUUGUCGAAUCAGAGUCCUUUCACUGAAAAAGGGAGAGAUGUAGAACAUGGUGGGGUUUCAUAUCCACGUCGAAUUUCCCUUAAUUAAUGUCCAAAAGAGACUCGUCAUGUGGGCAGUGAGGGCAGAGCUCGGAAGUGUGGAAGGAAGAGUCCCCGGGAUGGGUCUCUUUGGACUUCACUUCAACAAGAACUAAGAGCAAUUUGACGUGGAUAUGGAAUCCCACCAUGUAUUAGGACAUUCUUGGACUUCCAUUGAGCAUCUUGAGUUAUUCUAGACAAGGUUGAAGGAUGUCUUAGAGUGUGAUUGGAGCUCCCAUUUUGGGGUCAUUUUUGGGGUCAUCUGGACAGCUGGAAUGGGUGCUAGUUGAACUGGUUCUCUGUCUGAACCGUGCACCAUCCCAGGGGGAAAGGGAAUGGAUCCUAUGCGUGUUGCUGUUGUUGCUGAUCCCAGCUGUCUAUAGAGCACUGUGUAAGCACCUAGUCCUCAUCGGUAUCCCAGCCUCCCCGCAUAAAGCGGUACCUAAAUUUUCUACUCUUUCAAGCUGCAUAGGUCAACAGGUCUUAGUGACAUUAAUUUCUCCUUUAUAUUUUUCUGUAAACAGGGAUUAAUUUUAGAAAAACUUAGCAUCCAGAAUCAGUACAGAUUCAUUGACAAGGCCAUUGGCUUAAUUAUAACCAAGAGGAGCUCAACACUGACGAUCAAGGACUUUGAUUUUGAUGGCGUUCCGGUCAGAGUGUAUUGGCCCAAAACGACUCCUUCUGGGAUGAGAAGAGGAGUGGUUCUCGUUCCUGGAGGUGGUGGCAUUAUGGGAAAUAUAUGUAAGUUCUCCUGGAAACAGAGUUCAGGUGGAGUAUAUAGGAUCUUUCUAUGUACACAGUCAUGAAUCCCAUCAGUAAUAAUCUCUCUUGAAAUGUGAUGUGUUUUUCAGGGUUGGGAGACUCACUAUGCCGCUACAUUGCCAAGGAGACUGAUUCCGUCACUGUGAACAUUGCGUUUCGUUUGGCUCCAGAGAAUCCCUUCCCGAUCCCAGUCAUGGAUUGCUGCACGGCCACCGCACACUUCUUGAAAAAUGCCUCGGACUACGGAGUGGACCCGAAUCGCAUAGCUCUCUACGGGGAAUGUAGCGGAGGGACAUUUGCUGCCGUCGUUUGCCAACAGUUGGCGGCCAGGCCGGAUCUCCCAAAGCCUUGCGCUCAGGUCCUCCUCUAUCCCUAUUUCCAGGCCGUCGAUUUCAACUUGCCUUCGUAUCAGCAGAACCAGGCAGUCCCCAUGUUGUUCAAGAAGCGGGCCGUGCAGCUCGGCACGGUGUAUCUGAAGGGGAAGAGGUUCAACAUAGAGCCCGUCAUGAGGAACGCUCACCUCCCCAAACACGUCUGGAUGAAAUACAGGAAGUGGGUCAGUCACGACCUCAUCCCGGAGAGAUUCAAGGGCCGGGGUUACGUGCCCAUGGAGUGGCCUGAGUUUAUCCCAGAAGUUUACGAACAAUGCAAAGAAUUAAUCAACCCCAUGUUUUCCCCGCUGUUGUCAGAGGAUGACGUGAUCCGACAGCUCCCCAAGACUUUCAUUCUGACCUGCGAGUAUGAUGUUUUCCGAGACGACUGCCUCUUGUACAAGAAGCGGCUGGAGGACAACGGCGUCCCAGUGACGUGGUAUCACGUCGAGGAAGGAUUCCACUGCAUAACAGUGUGGCUUGACAUUCCACUCCUGGAAUACCCAACUCUGAAAAUGCAUUUCCGUCAUGUGACUGAUUUCAUUAACAGUAUAUAAGACACGUGUUCUAUUUUGGCUUGCUGUGAGUUUUUCGGGCUGUAGGGUCACGUUCCAGCAAAAUUCUCUCCUUUGUUGCUUUCCCAAAUGUUAAAUUCCGCUUUAGAUAGAUGGAGAAAGUUAAACGGUUAAAUUGAGACUCAUUGAGCUCCUGUCUCAAUUUACCUCUUUCUCUGGUGAUCUGGCUAUCUGCUCAGUCGCACAGAAAUAAAAUCACACUUCCAAGUUGU